UAUCGAAAUAGAUUAGAGAAUAUGACGUGUCAUAUAAAAGGGGCGAAUCAAAGAAAAAUAACUAUACCUUGUCGAGAGCACCCGGAUAUUGAUUUUCCUUUUGUGAAAUCCAAGGAAUGGUUUUCUCCCCUUUUUAAAAGAGAAGAGAGGGAUGUUGCAUAUUCAUAGUAGUGGCCAGCACAGAGAGUAUUAGUAGUCGCCAUCUUGAAAUUCUUGUAUCCCAUCAACCCUUGCGGUUGUUCACCAGGAGGCGCCACUAAUUAAAGUGGAUUGACAUCCCUGUUGUAGGAGAGUAUCCACUGAGCUGUCAAAAUUGCGUAAACUUGUUUGUAUACUUAGAUUGUUAUCGGAAUCGUUUUUUCUUUGCGAAUCAUUUGUGUGAAUGUACAUUUUUUUAAAAACAACAACAACAAAAGAAUAAGAGGAAUCAUGAACGAGAAGGAGGAACUUGUUAAGAAAUCAUUAUUUAGCUUUGUUAGGAAACAAGUACCAACUGCACAAUUGAGCUUCAUUGAUGAUAUUGUUCUGAGUUAUGUUGUGAGUAUGGUGGAGGAGAAUGCCCUCGAGGAGGAUUUAGAUGUCGAUGGAUUAUGCGAAAUGGUUUCCGCUUGUUUGCCGGAAUUUUCAACAAUUGAGAAGGAUGCUGUGUCAAAAUGGCUAAUUGACGUUGAAAGUACAUUGCGCCAGGGUAAUAAAAAUAAUGAAAAUGGUCAACCACAUGAUCCAUUAAGUCACAUUAGCCUCGCAGCACUCUUACCUCCGAAUGACACUCAACGAAUGAGGGUUCAUCAUCUUUCAGAAACAAGUGACGCUGGCAGUGAUUCCAGUGGCGAAUAUUUUGCCGAGGAAUCAUCGUGGAAUCAAGUGGCCCUAUUGCAGGAAAUGUUUCCAGGAGCAAGUCCAGCUGAAGCUCGACAUUGUUUGGCAGUUGCCGGGGGCGAUAUUGCAAAAGCUGCUCAACUCGCGCUUCAUAGACAAGAAGCUGGACAAAGUAUUGCCAGUAAUCUUACGUUCCUGACACCGAAUGGUCGUAACAAGGCUCGUGUCAAUGACGAGGAAUUAAAAUCGCGUAUAAUUGCACGCUACAGUUAUGUGGAUCGUGAUGAUGAUUCACGUGAGCAUAGACCAGUGGCACCGAAAAUGGAGCCAAAGAAACUCGUUAGAUAUUUGGACAACAAAAUAGUGAGUAUUAAAGGUGAACGAUUUACCGAAAUAAAACGAGGCGAAGAGGAAGAUGGCAACGAGGGUGGACGAAAGAGAGGUCACUGCCGUCCGUAACCAGUCCCCCUGCCUCCACCCCCCGAUCCACCCCCUUGGAGGCAUAUGAUUGCAGUUUAAGUAUAUAUUUUAUUAUAGAAAUUUAGUCCUUCGCAUUCAGGUAUAGGAAUAUAUCUUCAAAAGUAUUGGAUAUCAAACCAGUCUAGUCUAUUUUUACAUUCUCAUUUUAUUUAGUUUAAUUGUUUCGAAAUAACAAUUUCAAAAAGAAAAAUUAUUUAUUUUAAAUAGACGUUAUUUCUAUUUUUUCGUCAUUUUAAUUUCUUUUUCUUCCUUUACGAAAGAAGGCAUUCAAAUUAUAUUUUUUUAUUAUUUUAUACUAAAAAUCAUAGAAGAAAAAUUAAAUUCUUCCUUUAAGUAUUAUUAAACAAUUGUGAUCAUUUUCGAUUGAUAUUGAAGUAUUUUUUCGACUUUUGAUAUCCAACGCUUGAUAUGUAAAUAAUUCUUUCCAUCGAGCGUUACAAUGGCCACGCGUGAUUUAUCCCGAUUCCUUUUAAUUAUCCCAAUAAAAUAUUUCGAUACGAUACGCUUGUACAAAGAAGAGAUAAGAGAAUAUAGAGAAUUGAGUGACGCUUUGUCGAAAUAAAGGAGAGGAUCGAGAGGAUUGCAAUUUUCGAGAAAUGCUUUUUGAAAAUACGACUUUUUGUCUCAUAGAGUUUCUAUUUGUGGAUAAUUGGGAAAGAAAAGAAAAUGUAAAUAUUGGAUAUCAUGGGAUAAAGGGAUUAAAAAAUUCAUCACAGUAUUCAGAUACAAAAGGUCAUCAAUUUUCUAUGUAACUAUUUCAUAUGCGAAUGAUAACAAAGUCGGUUGGCUAUUGUAGUCUUGGAUUAUUAAAAAAAAUAUCGUUUCUUUUAAUCCUCCAAGAAUUUUUUUUAUUCCAAUUUUGAAAUGGUGAAAAUAAAUCCCAUUUUUUAUUGCUUUUUUAUAUAUUUUUUUAGUCUGACACGCUUUGAUUGAUCUUAAUUUGUUCUACUUAAUUUUUACGCGCUUUUCACAAUUAUACAAUUUAGCUAUUUUUCGUAGUUUCACGUUUUGAAAAAAAAGAACAAAGAAGUAAACAAGAAACAAAAAAAUGUGCGCUGAAAUACGCCGAAUUUUCAUAGAAAUCUUUUAUACUAAGAAAAAGUCUUCUGCAGGAUGCAAAUUUAUAAAAAAAAAAUAUGUAUUCGAUUGUGUUUUUUCUAGCAUUUUUGUAAACAAAACGCUUUUUAGAAGGAACGGAAAAUCGAGAGGAAAAAAUGGGAAUUUUCAAGUGUAACGUGGAAAUUGUUUUAUUAUAUUCUCAAAUUUACGGAUAUGGAUUGCACUUGCUUGGAUUUUGAAUUUAAAAAAAUGAAAUUAGAGGAGAGUGAUAAAUUAAGAAAAUUAUUUUCUUCGCAUUUUUCUUUGUAGACUCUCCUCUGAGAAAAAAAACGAAAAAAAAUUAAGGCAAGCACAUUUAAAUAAUAAUUAUAAGAUUCGUUUACUACGCCAUAUAAUUUACCAGUAUUACUAUUGAUAUAUCUUAACUACGACUAAUUACGAGCAUUAAUAGAAUAUGCAUGUGUUUAAUCAUCACAUUAAGUGGUAGAGGCUCAUUUUAGACUGCAUAAAAAAACGAUUCUCAAAAAUAAAAAAAUCGAACGAAAGAAAGCUCGAAUAAAAUCUUAUUCUGCCACUAUAAAAAAAAUAUAUUGUCACAAUAUUAUAAAAAAGCAUUAUAUUAGCGAUAUUAUAUUAUCGCAUUCUUAUUUGUGAUGGACUGAGAUGUAAGAUAUAUUUGUAUUUUUCACAAUCUUAAUGUUACUUUUAUUAGGUUUUUUAAAUAAGCUAUUGCGAUAAAAAGAAAUUUUAACUUGUCAAUCAAUUAAUAUUUGCACCGCUGCUUCUCAUGUUUCCUUCAAAUUAAAAUCGUGUCAAAUAAUAAUUUUUUUUUUUUAUUUUUCAAAAUCAUUUUUAUCGUUUUGACAAUUUUAAUUUGAAAGAAACACUGUGAGAAAUCAAUUUUUCAAAAUAGAUUUGCACCUAUUGAUCGAUUGCAAUUUCAUACUGCGAGAAGUCAAGAAAAAGAUAAAUGUUCUUAGAUAGGGAGUUUUUUCACUACUAGAAGAAUAUUAUCAAUUCAAUAAAAUUCGUUUUCGAAUUGCAUUGUUUAAUCGUCUUCUAGUCCAAUUCUUAUAAUAUACGCUCACCUCAAGUAGUGAUUGAAAAAAUAAAAAAAUCCCACUAUUGUUUAGAUAAUAAAAUACAUGAAUAUAUUAAAAAUCAUUAACUUUUAGAGAAAUAGUUGGAAUGGACAAUUUUCAACUCGAAUUAUAAAAAUUUAGACAAAAAAAAGAUUAAAAAAAUACAAAAAACCUACUAGAGGAAUUUAAAGCUCUCGAUGAGCCGAUCCUUGCCAUAGUUUUCUUAGGUUUACAUUACAAGUGAAAUGUGCAUUUAAUUACCAUAAUAAUAAUAAUAAUAAAAAUAAUUAUAAUUAAAAAUAAUAAUAAUAUUAUCGUAUAAAGAAACUAUUUGUUCAAAACUUUUAACGCGAGUUUUACAGCAAAAAGUGUUCGCAAUAAUUUAAAUUUCAUUCAAAUGAAUCGAGUGAGUUGCUUAAUUUACGAAUUUAAUAUAAAUUAAGUCAAAAAAACUAGCGUAAUAUUAAAAAAUAUAUUUGCUCAUUUAUAGAAAACAAAAAAAUUUCGCUUGAAAAAAAAAUGAAAUUUCGAAACAUACUCGAUUCAUUGGAAUUGAUUUUUUUUCCACGCUUCGUAUCGCGUGCAUUCGUACUCUGUUCUAAUAUAAUUAUUAUUAUUAAUUCUAUAAGAAAUAGGUAGACAGCUAUCAAUACUAGAACAUGUAGAAAUUAGAUAUGAAAACAAAAAAAAAACAUUGUAUAUCUAUCAUAUAA
Messenger RNA from Leptopilina heterotoma, 4153 nucleotides. RefSeq names its product CUE domain-containing protein 2. The record is from RefSeq and is a predicted model, not a curated record. The coding region runs from base 430 to 1278 and encodes 282 amino acids. The transcript has 5 exons. Lineage: Eukaryota; Metazoa; Arthropoda; Insecta; Hymenoptera; Figitidae.